AUGGAUAACAUCGAACAGGCAAUAGAUGAGGAGUUGUUGAAAUUGAACCUCGAUCCUUCUGAAAAUUAUUCAGAGUCAGAAGAUGACAUCUUUACAGUUUUGGAUGGAAAUUUCAUCCAAAAAGACGUUUACUCUACCUGUCCUUUCAUCACUGUCAAUAACCUGUUUUCACAGAAGCUAACGUUACAUGCAGAAGAUAGGCUGCCUGACUCAGUACUCGCAUAUGUUGAAGCUUCAAGAAAUCGAAUGAGUGCCUUUGAACAAUUAAUCCUUGAAGAUGUUGAAGAAAAGGAUUUGUCAAGCCAAGAGCAGUCUCACCUUAAUCACAAAGAUAAUCCUACAACUGAACCAGCUUCAGAUUGUAUAGAAGACCCCAUAAAGUGGAAAAAUAAAGUAAUCUCUGAAUUAGAGGAACAAGUUGGACUUCUAAAAGACGUUGAGCCACAGAAUGCCCAGCAGGAGAUUCCAAAUAUGUCAUGGAUGGAAGAUGUAAGUGAGUGUGAUACAUUGACUGAGAUUGAAUUGCAACUUAGUCUUGAGUGGAAAGAAUUAGAGAAAAGACUCAAAGAGGAAGAGGAGCAGAAAUUAGCUGCUCAGGAGGUAGAAAGACUGCUGCAUUUGAACUCGGAAAGAGAAGAAGAAGAGAGGAGGAGGAGAAGACUGAUGGAGUUUGAGGAGGAGCUGAGGAAGAUAGAGGAGGCCACUCAGUUUCAAAAACCUGGAGUUAAAAACGAAGUUAACCACACAGAAGAUCUUCAACUGCAAAUGGAUAAACAUCAGAACUUAAUUAGGAAACUGGAGGAGCAGAUCGAGGAGGAGAAACAGGCUUUUGAGGAGGCUCAGGAGGAGGAAAGAAGGAGAACUCAGAAGCUUCACUGCAGAGCAGCCACAAAGAUCCAAGCUGCUCUCAGAGGAGCAUUAGCUCGUCGCUGGAGCAAAAAAGAGCUGAGGAGAAAGAGAGAGGAGGAGAAUAGAUAUGAGGAGGAGAAGAGGGAAUGGGAGAAGAUGAAGAAGGAGAAGGAGGAGGAAAGAAAAAGGAUCGAGGAGGAAGAGCAAGCACAGAAGGAGGAAAUGGAGAGACGGAGAGCAGAUUAUGAAAGAGCGAAAGAACAAGAUCGCCAUCGUCUGGAGAGAGAGCAAAGACUUGAACAACAGAGGAGGAAGGAGGAAGAAGAUAAGGAGAGGAGGAGGGAAAUGAAGAGGAAGGAGGAACAGAACAACAUUACAAGUGUAAUAGAUGAUUGCAGAAGACAGGAAGUGGAUGCACACAGGAAGAAUAAAGAAAAGGAGAGAACAGAAGUGGAAACGAGUAGCCAGGUGGAGGAUGAAUUUAAAAGAGAGGAAAAUGAGAUCAAAGGCAAUGAGGCAAUUGUGAGAAAAAUAGAAGAUAAUAAUGAAAUAAUAAGACAUGGGAAGAACAUGGAAAACACAUUGGAUGACGACAGGAAUGCGACGAAAAAACAGGACAAAACUAAAGGCAUAAGCACAGAAGACACAGAAAGAUUAGAUGAUAUGAGACCGCAAACAAAGAGUGAUAAAGACAGAACAAAGAGCCAUGAAGUAAAAAAAAGAGUUGAUGGCAACGUAGAGCUUGAUUCUCAGAUAAAUCUCUCACAAUCAAGAAAAAGCUUUAAAUUGACCAAAACCACUCCAGAAUCCCACAUAAAUGCACAUCAAGGUCUUUCCAAUGACCUUGGCAUUAGUUUAAUUGGUUCCUCAAGUGUUGCAGAUCACCUAAGUGUUGAAGCGACUCCGAGCGUAGAUACAGACUUGACUAUGCCGGCUUCUGAUUUGAAUGAUGUAGCACCUGAAAUGAACACUAGAGGACAUCAAAAUACUACAGAUAUUGAGCUUAAGGACCAUGAACCUGAAAGCCAAGAGUCAGUUUCAGUGUGUCUGCCUGACAGCACAGAGCAGAAGCGACUGGCCUGGAUGCUGAGCUGCACUCCUUGGUCCAAACUAUCAUUGCAGAAUAAAAGGAAAGUGUCUUCGGCACAACAACAGUCCCAAAAAAGAGGGCCAAGAAGAAAAAGAGUACCCGGUUUACCCCCUCUGUCUGUGAACACUAUUCUCAAACCAGGAACUUGGGGCUCUCUCAAACAGGUUACGACAGUGAUGCUGGAAGACCUGCCGGGUUGUUGCCUGUCUACACUGUCCGAGUGUAACAACCUGCAGACUUUGACACUUAGACGCUGUGGACUCACAUCCUUGGAUGGAUUGAACCAGUGCGCUCAGAUCAGAUACAUUGAUGUACAAGAGAACUCAAUUACCCAUGUGGAUUGUGGAGGUCUGGUCAACCUUCAGGUCCUCCUGCUGGGCAAGAACCAGCUGAUGAACACACACGGUUUUGAUGGAGCUGAAAAUCUGCAAAUUCUUCAGCUCUCACACAACAACAUCUCUCGUAUCAGUGGUUUAGGACCCCUGAAAAUGCUUCUGCGAUUAUCAGUGGACCAUAACCAGCUGCUCAGCACGAGAGGUUUGAAGGAAAUUUAUACCCUUCUGCAUCUGGACUGUUCGUACAACCACCUAUGUCACGUUGAGGGUUUGGAGAAUUGCGCUCUUCUUAACACACUGGACCUCAGGGGAAACAGUCUGACUGAGCUGCCUGUCCUGCAGAACCAUGUUCUUUUGAGGGACCUUUACCUGGAUGACAAUCUUAUAUCUUCCAUUCUUGAUCUGGAAUCUUAUUGGCUACCUUUGCUCCAAAACCUUUCUGUGGCCCAGAACAGUAUAACUCGUUUAAUUCCAUUCUUGGACUUGGUGUCUCUGAGGACACUGGAUGCCAGUAAUAACUGUCUGUCAGACUUGCAGAACGUUUGUCGGAAUCUUCAGAAAUGCACCAGUCUCCAAGAACUUAACCUGACUGGGAGCCCAUUACAGCAGGAAUACAACUGGAGGUCCUUGCUUCUGGAGACAGUGCCUGGUUUGAUUAAGCUGAAUAAUGAGCAGAUCGCUGUAGCAGCGGCGUCCCCAAAUGGUCCAGAACAGAAGUGGACUUUCCAGGCCUUCUGUCAGGCACAGCAGAAACAGCGAGAUUCACUCAUCCAGCAGCAAAAGAUGGAGAUCAGUUCUGCGCCCUCGCAACAUGACGCCCAGCUUCUUGCCAUUGGUCACCAACCAGACCUGUUCAGAUUGGCAGUGGACCAGCGUUACGCCCAUGAAUACGGUGACAGCUGUGUCACUGAAGAUUUUGCACUGGCCGCAGCUGCUUGUAGUCGUUCAUGCAGGUUUUCUGAAGCAUCUUUUUCACAGGGACAAAGUCCAGAGAAGCAACCUCGACAUACAGCAGAUUGGCAGAAUUCUGACCUUGAGCUUCGAUCUGCUGAGUGCAUGGAGACACAAAGUGAGAAGGAACCUGUUCAGGCACUGAACCUUAAAAUAGAGGCAGCUGUGGUGAUCCAGCAACGCUGGCGGAGGAGAUGCGUAUUGCGGAGACGUGAGGGCCUCCCAGGCUUAAUUGAAAAAACUAACACAAAAUCAAGUCUUCAUAAGGUGGAAGAUACCUGCAUUGAGAGGCCUGAGAGGGAACGGGCUGCUGUUGUUAUUCAGGCUGUGUGGAGAGGCUGCGUUCUGCGGAAAAGACUGGCCCGUGCUCUAGCUGCCGCUCAGAUCACAGAAAGCGAUGAGGACUUUGAAGAGGUGGACAUGGAAGAAUUCAUUUUUGAUGAGAAAGUGCAGGAGAAAGACUGGAUAACCCUGCAUUCCUAUUCUUCACCGGCCAGAAUGAUGCCAUUUUCGGAACAACUGCCAUUGCCAAAGUCUCAACUCCUUCUUCCGAUGCCGCCAAAGACCCUAUCUGUUUUUCCACGGCAACCGAAACAUGCCUGGUCAGAUAGUGAAGAUGCAGCCUGCUUGGAGCAAAGCGUGUCGCCUCACCUUAGUACCAGAUCAGUCCUCAAAAAGAACAACAUGUCCGAGAAAUCAGAAAAAAUCCUCAAUGAAUGGGGCAUUACUAAUGACUCCACUGCCCUUCUCAUGCUGAGAAGAGCCAAAAAAAUGAAAGGCAGGAAACAGCAGGAGAAAAGAUUAUUGGACCCAAAUCUACGUCUGGCCCUGUUCAGGAGCCACAGUAGCCAGUUUGUUUCCACAGAAACUCAAAGAACACGUUUCGCUUUCAAGGACAACUUUAAAGCUCACAGAGCAGCGAAUGAAGUUUACAAAUCACCGAAAGCAGAGGAAAAACAAACUUACCAGUGGCUCCAACCCGACACAGACUCUACAGGCACGGGACGGGAACAUUUCCUCCCUGAUAUUGGCCAUGAUAUUCUUAAUGGUGGGAGAGUGCAGCUUGUGGCCAUUGGGGACAGAGACGGUGUGGAUUCGGGAGAAAAAUUUUGGGCUGACUCCACUGAUGUCUCUCCACCUCUUAAAAAGCAUACUCAAGCUCGGAGAUACUCAGCUGAAAACAGAAAAACAGAAGUGCCAUCACCCACCAGAGUCAAUUCAGCUCCGAUCCAAAAGGAACGCAUCUCGUUCCGGGACAACCCAGUGCGACACAGUGGAGGCUGGGGUGGAGGAAAAAAGAGGGCCAAAGUGAACAAGUAAAAAGAUAACCACAUCAGCUUGUGUUUGUUGCACUGAGACAAUAUUGAUUCAGUUUGUUCUUUUGUUUUCACCCUUCGUAUUUGCGGCCGUGUAUAUAUUCCGAAUGUGAUGGAUGUCUUGUUGAUGUAAGCCCUUAACAAGACUUACAAUGCACAUUUGAUCUCCUCUGAAAUUCCUUGCAGCUGCUGUUUUUACUAAAAUCCAGCUUCCUCUUCUACAAAUGAAUUAGAAGCAAUGGAUGAGAUAUAGCCCAAAUAUCUGCAGGCGGUCACAGGAUACGUAUUGCUUUCAAGUAUCACUCCAUUUAACAUGAGCACUGCGAGCCAUGGAAUGGGUGGAAACCAUUUACAAAUGACAUGCUUAAUAUGCAGACAAUGACAGGCAAUAAAAACCAGCUUGUUCCUGUA
This is a messenger RNA of Rhinichthys klamathensis goyatoka, 4952 nucleotides long. RefSeq names its product leucine-rich repeats and IQ motif containing 1 (gene lrriq1). The record is from RefSeq and is a predicted model, not a curated record. Bases 1 to 4545 code for a protein of 1514 amino acids. The transcript is spliced from 26 exons. NCBI's taxonomy places the organism in Eukaryota, Metazoa, Chordata, Actinopteri, Cypriniformes, Leuciscidae. Gene Ontology annotation, molecular function: protein binding.